This is a messenger RNA of Fundulus heteroclitus (mummichog), 1943 nucleotides long. Its product is annotated as glucose-6-phosphate isomerase. Gene Ontology annotation, biological process: glucose 6-phosphate metabolic process; glycolytic process; gluconeogenesis. Gene Ontology annotation, molecular function: carbohydrate derivative binding; glucose-6-phosphate isomerase activity; monosaccharide binding. Lineage: Eukaryota; Metazoa; Chordata; Actinopteri; Cyprinodontiformes; Fundulidae. Gene Ontology annotation, cellular component: cytosol. The record is from RefSeq and is a predicted model, not a curated record. The transcript has 18 exons. The coding region runs from base 95 to 1756 and encodes 553 amino acids.
CCUUCAGUUCUCCUCCAGCUGGGCCGUCAGAGCAUCCUGAACGGGGCCGACGGAACAUCUUCUCACCUCCGAGCACCGACGAACCGCAGCCACCAUGGCCCUGAGCGCAGACCCGAACUACAAGAAGCUGGAGCAGUGGUACCGGACCAAUGCCAACACCCUAAAUAUGAGGGCCAUGUUCGAAAGCGAGCCGGACCGAUUCGCAAAGUUCAGUACGACCCUGAAGACGGACGACGGAGACAUCCUUCUGGACUACUCCAAGAACCUGAUCAACCAGGACGUGAUGACCAUGCUGCUGGCGCUGGCCAAGUCCAGAGGCGUAGAGGAGGCCAGAGAGAAGAUGUUCACCGGAGAGAAGAUCAACUUCACCGAGAACCGAGCCGUGCUGCACGUGGCCCUGAGGAACCGCUCCAACACGCCGAUCCUCGUCGACGGGAAAGACGUGAUGCCCGAAGUCAACCGCGUGCUGGACAAGAUGAAGGCUUUCUGCCAGAAAGUGCGCAGCGGUGAGUGGAAAGGUUUCAAUGGGAAGAGCAUCACAGAUGUGGUCAACAUCGGAAUCGGAGGCUCUGACCUGGGACCCCUGAUGGUGACUGAGGCGCUGAAGCCCUACUCAGACGGAGGUCCGAACGUCUGGUUCGUCUCCAACAUCGACGGGACUCACAUGGCCAAGACGCUGAAGCAGCUCAACCCGGAAACCACGCUCUUCAUCAUCGCCUCCAAGACGUUCACCACCCAGGAGACCAUCACCAACGCGGAGUCGGCCCGGGACUGGUUCCUGCAGGCGGCCGGUGACAAAUCCGCCGUGGCCAAACACUUUGUGGCGCUGUCCACCAACGCGGCCAAAGUGAAGGACUUCGGCAUCGACCCGGCCAACAUGUUCGAGUUCUGGGAUUGGGUUGGAGGUCGUUACUCACUGUGGUCGGCCAUCGGUCUGUCCAUCGCGCUGCACGUAGGCUUUGAGAACUUCGAGCAGCUUCUGUCCGGAGCUCACUGGAUGGACAACCAUUUCCGCAGCGCCCCCCUGGACCAGAACGUCCCGGUUCUGCUGGCCAUUCUGGGCGUCUGGUACGUCAACUUCUUCCAGGCCGAGACGCACGCCAUGCUGCCGUACGACCAGUACAUGCACCGCUUCGCCGCCUACUUCCAGCAGGGCGACAUGGAGUCCAACGGGAAGUACAUCACCAAAGACGGCAGCCGCGUGAACUACCACACCGGGCCGAUCGUGUGGGGGGAACCAGGGACCAACGGGCAGCACGCCUUCUACCAGCUCAUCCACCAAGGGACCCGGAUGAUUCCUGCUGACUUCCUGAUUCCUGCUCAGUCGCAGCAUCCAAUCAGAGACAACCUGCACCACAAGAUCCUCGUGGCCAACUUCCUGGCUCAGACCGAAGCUCUGAUGAAGGGGAAAACUGCCGAGGAGGCUCGCAAAGAGCUGCAGGCAGCGGGAAUGUCGGGAGAUGUUCUGGAGAAGCUGCUGCCACACAAGGUUUUCCAAGGGAACAAGCCAAGCAACUCCAUCGUUUUCAAGAAGCUGUCUCCGUUCAUACUGGGAGCGCUGGUUGCCAUGUAUGAGCACAAGAUCUUUGUCCAGGGCGUCAUGUGGGACAUCAACAGCUACGAUCAGUGGGGAGUGGAGCUCGGGAAGCAGCUGGCGAAGAAGAUCGAACCGGAGCUGAGGGACGCCUCUCCGGUCUCGUCUCACGACUCGUCCACCAACGGCCUCAUCAACUUCCUGAAACAGAACUUUGCCUGAGCCCCGCCCACCCACCUGUCCUGCUCUGUGAUUGGUUGAACCGUGUUGUUUUGAGUGUUAAACGAGCUUUCAGUGUUGCUUUCCGUGUUGCAUUUGUGCACAUGUUCUUGUAGGCUGAUAGCUGAGACUUUCACAAUAAAAGCCCCGUCUGUCACUGCCGCAGGUUGGUUCUUACCGUCUGAUCAAA